Molecule: messenger RNA, 2774 nt
Organism: Electrophorus electricus (electric eel)
Lineage: Eukaryota; Metazoa; Chordata; Actinopteri; Gymnotiformes; Gymnotidae
Gene: gpr135
Product: G protein-coupled receptor 135
Biological process (GO): G protein-coupled receptor signaling pathway
Cellular component (GO): membrane
Molecular function (GO): G protein-coupled receptor activity
Source: RefSeq, a predicted model, not a curated record
CACGUCACGGAGUGCAGGGUUUUGUAUUUGUACGCUUGUGAAGGCGGAGACUUUAAGGACGGAAGAAGGGAGAGAAUAGCGUACAGAAUGCAAUUUCAACGUGCAGAACGAUGGAUGUAGUGCUGUCAGUGCGUAGAACUCGGCGUUCAAAAGUAGACAGCAUACUUUGUGCAGAAGACAGUGUCCAUCAUCAAAGAGGCAUGCGCAUCUGUUUGUGAGUGCUUUUUUUCUGUAAAUCCAUUCAUACAGUGAGACUAACACGGCACUGAAAAGGGAUGAGUCCUCUUCGACUCUGUGGAUGCGCCCCAAUCGUGUCCAAUGGAUAUCCCAGUGAGCGUUACCCUGCUCUCCAACACCAAUAUGACCGCUCUGGACAACAUUUCGCGUUCAGGUCUGAUUUUAGAAACAGUUUCGCUGAGCCCAGUUUUAAAAAGUCUGGCUACACAAGCCACAGUUGGGAAUCAUACGCAAAAUACACUAGUAAAGAGAUCGGAGGGGAAUUCGGUGUUCCAGGGCAUCGCCGUGGCCGCUCAAGCGCUAUUGCUUUUGGCCAUUUUCCUGUUGUCGAGUUUGGGUAAUUCGGCUGUUGUGAUUGUAAUAAUUAAACACAGACAGCUGAGAACCGUAACGAAUGCGUUCAUUAUGUCCCUCUCCCUUUCCGAUUUCCUGACGGCCAUUCUUUGUUUGCCAUUUUCUUUUAUGAUGUUGUUCAGUAAAGAUGGCAUGUGGAUGUUUGGAGAUCGCUUUUGCAUCGCCAACGGAUUUUUCAACAGUUGUUUUGGUAUUAUCUCAACCCUGACGAUGACUUUAAUUUCUUUUGAUCGAUAUUAUGCUAUUGUGAGGCAGCCGCAAGAGAAGAUCGGGAGAAAAAAGGCGAUUCAGCUGUUGGUAGCGGUCUGGUUAUCGGCGGUAUUUUUCUCCUUUCCGUGGUACCUGGUGUUACGGACUUCUGAACGUCUGGCUGUGCACAAACGAGGCUUUUAUCACUGUAUGUACGUCUUUCACUCUGGAACCUCCAGAAUGGGAACGACGUACAGCAUAACUUUAAUAGUUGUGUGUUACCUUCUUCCAUUCGCACUCAUGUGUUUCUGUCAUUACAACAUCUGUAAAACGGUCAGGCUGUCGGAGAUCAGGGUGCGGCCGGUGACCACUUACGCACACCUGCUCCGGUUUUACAGUGAAAUGAGGACAGCGACGACAGUGCUCAUCAUGAUAGUGUUCAUCAUCUUCUGCUGGGGCCCUUACUGUUUAAUGGGCAUAAUCACUGCGAUGGGAGAUUACUCCUUUAACCCAGCCAUGGACACAGUAGCCAUUUGGAUGGCAUGGGCCAACGGUGCCAUAAAUCCACUGAUUUACGCUAUAAGAAACCCAAACAUAUCGAUGCUCCUGGGCCGAAGCCGGGAGGAGGGCUACAGGACUAGAAACAUUGCUGCUUACCUGUCAACGCAGACUCAACGCAGUGAGGUUCGAACGCCCGCGGACCGAAUCAGGGACAGAUACGUGAGCCGCCACGGUGCCAGCAGUCGCUUGUCUUCCUCGAGCCCGGCCAACGGCGGAGAAGUAGCCAUGUGGGCCUGCAAAAACCCGGCCGUGUUUUUCUGCAGAGACGGCCAUUACGAUACGGUCACGGAGUCAGUGGUUCCGAAGGUAGAGACGGCCAACACCAGUUUGUAAUUUUAUUCAGCUUCAUUUCAGGAGAAUGUUCUAAAAUCCAUCCGUGUGAACACACGUUUUUAUCGGAUACGCAGUCAGACAUUAUUUGUUUUGUGCUUUGUUAGUGCCAGCAAGACAAGGGGCAUAGUGCAAAUGCGUUACAACACUAUGGACAAAGUAAAAGCAUAUAUUUGACUAUGACGCUUUAAUAUUAAUUUCCAAUCUAUUGAUAGUUGUCAUAAGCAAAUAUGUCUCCAUUGCACUAUGAAACCAAGCAGAAAGAGGUGAACUGUUUUCUGGUCCAUAUUCAGAGCAACCUGUUCAUCCCACAGUACAUUGGAAGAUGUUGCACUAAUUCCCAAAAUUCUACAGUUCAAAUCAUAUAUACACUUAAUAUCUCAAGUGUAAUAUUUAUCUCUCGGCCAUAUAUAGCUAUAUGCUAACGUCUGUAAUUGCCGAACUUUAAGAUGGUUUUGAAAUUAAAGUAAAUGUAGCAUCAUAAACUGAAGCAUUUAAGCAUCACGUAUUGUGUUCAAAUUUGUUUGAACCAAGUUUUUUCCUGUGUGACGGAACAAACCAAAGGUCAUUGUACUGAUAAUCAGUAAACUAAGUUCCUUAAGCACAGUAUCAUUUGUAACUCAUGACUGACCCCAUAAUUACAAAUUAUUAUUAUUUAGGCUAUAUUUAAAGACAGACUGCCACUGUGCUUAGAGUGUGAGCCGUAUGUUCUGUGCCUGUUUAUUACAAUAUAGCCUACAGUAUUCUAUUAUUGCUUUCCAUACAGGAAAUGUGAAUGCUCCUGCAGUAACACUGGCAUUUAAUACUGAAACGUUAAUUAUAACCACAAACAUUUUAAAACAAAGCUUCCUGAAUGUCACCCAGUACUAAAUCACAAGCAUUGUAUGUCUUUCAAAUGAUUUGCAAAAAAUAAAAAGUUGUAAUACAUGAGUUAAGGACUUAUUUAACAGUGACACUAAAUUCCCAAAUGACUACUUUUAAUACCUAAAUCACUUAACUUUGUCCAUUCUUACUGAUUCCUUGUGACUAAAAUGUCAGAGUAUUUUAUUUGUAACACAAAUUCAAUCACAAGUCAACGGAUACUGUAGGCUAUAAUGCAUGUU